ACUUUAUUAGUAUUUUCUUUUUAAAGUGUGCACUUAGUCUACAUAGAAUUUUUACGACUUUAAUACAAGAAACUUGAUAACGAAACUUGAUAACGAAACUUGAUAACGAAACGUUACGCAACAAUAUUCGAUAUGAUCUGUUUGAACAUAAUGAUUACAGAAAUAUCUAAGGAGCCAUAACUAUCUGUAUUUCAAUAUGCAUUUUUAGUACUGAAAAUAGUUUAUGUUACAUAUAAUGUAGUAUAAGUAAACGUUUUUUUAUUCUCAAUAUAAUUUUUAACACAGUUUCUUACAUAUGUAUGAUAGUAGAGAAUUAUCUUAUUGUUAUGUAUUAUAUUAUAUAAUGAAUGAUACUAAAUCGAAUGACAUUCUGCAUGUAAAUGCACGAAAUUUUGUAGUAAAAAUUAUUAUGUACGAUAGUAGCUAUGGACUAUAAGAAAAAAUUUCAGAGAGUUAUACCGUAAGUACUGUAAUUACCAUAUCAAUUUGAUGAACACAUAGUAACAAUUUUUAUAAUUCUUUCUUCUGCGCUUACUAUUUACCAUAGUGAUUUUUACUAUAAAAUUUUCUCCAUGUGUUUUUAUUCAAUUUUAACAAUGAUAAUAGUACAGAAUAAAUAGGUACUGCAAUUUAUCCACACGAGAUAAGAAAACGUAGAUAGCAAACCGUGCCUAAGCAAAAUAGCGAUAGUUGGAAGUCUUUGACGUAAUGUUACGAAAACUGCAAUUCAUUUUAAAAUAAGGAGAGGAGGGCUGUGUUAUCAGAUACAUUACUACACUUAGUCCGAGUAACUGAUUAAAUAGCUUCUUAGUUAUUCGUUACAACAAUGUCGUAUUAUUUUAUUUUACCGUUUCUUGUUUGUUGUAUUUUAAUAGGAUUUGUGACAGCGUCGAAAUCAUUGUCGAUUUUAGUGAUAGAACCUCUUGCAUCUUCAAGUCAUCAUGUUUGGACAGUGAAUUUAAUUAAAGGAUUACUUCGCAAAAGCCAUCAUGUACACGUAGUGAGCAUACAUGAGACCAAGAUCGAUGGCAAACUCUCGCAGAACUUGACAUCCGCUGUUUUUGAUGGUUUAAUGGAAUCUUAUGAAGAAUCCGAGGAUCGUUCUGAAUGGGAAGACUACAGUGUACUUUAUAUGACGUAUUUUAUAUAUGAGUGGAGCAUUCAUAAAUGUAACACAAUAAUAAAAACUAAAGCAGCAGAAGAGCUUUUGGAAACGAUUAAAACUGUUGAAUUUGACGUUAUAGUGCAUGACAUUACUCUAGAUCAAUGUUUCUACGGAUUAUGGGAAAUUGCUAAAGGUAAACCACCUGUAGUAGGAUUUAUUCCGUAUGGCUCUGCACCUUGGCUUAAAGAUUAUAUCGGUGGUUUUCAUUAUCCAACUGUCCGGACUUAUCCAAUAAUCUCGACAAAACCCGUUAAUUUGUGGCAGAGAACAUUAAAUGUUUUAUAUUACAUUGCGGAUGAUCUUAUGCGAUAUUAUUAUUAUAUGCCCAUUAUUCAACGGCUCGCUGAGGAAUACGUAGGCCAUGCGAUUAGGCCAUUACGUGAAAUAGAAAAAGACAGUAUUAAUAUGGUAUUAAUUAAUACUCAUUCUUCAUUUGAGCCUGGGAUUCCCUUGCCGCCAAACACUCUAGAAAUUGCAGGAUUGAAUGCCCAAACUGUGGAAUCGAUUGCCAAUGAAAUAGUUGUAAUGUAUCCUGAGAAUAUACGCGUGUUUCUUGAUGAAGCAAAGAAUGGAGCCAUUAUAAUAUCGUUAGGAACAAAUGUGAAAUGGAAAUUUAUCGGGCUAGACAAGAUUAAAGUUGUUAUAUUGGCUUUGGCAAAAUUGAAGCAACGAGUACUAUGGAAAUUAGAUAUUGAAGUGCCGUUUCAAAUACCGAACAAUUUAAUGAUUAUGAAAUGGAUACCACAAAAUGAAGUUUUAUCUCAUAAAAAUGUAAAAGCAAUUUGGACACACGGUGGUCUUCUCAGCACGCAGGAAGCCAUUUGGAAAGGUAUACCACUAAUCGUAAUGCCUUUUUUUAUGGAUCAAAAAUCCAAUGCACAAAUGUUAGUAGCUAAAGGCGUUGGUAUAUAUUUGGAUAUUAAAACUUUGUCCAUGCAAACUAUAAUACACGCAAUUGAAGAAAUAAUUUACAAUGAAAGUUAUACGAGAAACAUGAAACAAUUAUCCACCGAAUUUCGGGAUCGUCCAAUACCGCCGUUAGAUUUAGCUAUUUGGAGUAUCGAAUACUCUGUUCGUUAUCCAAAUGGAAGUUUAGCAACACCUCUUAGAUCUCAGAGCUGGAUGGAACAAAAUCUAAUCGACGUUUAUGCAUUUUUAUUUUUUAAUAUUAUCAUAAUAUUGUUAAGUGUAUUUUUUAUUAUAAAGAUACUAAUCAAUUUUUGUUUUAAUUAUAUAUACAUGACAUCUAAAUUAAGUAAAAAGAAACAAGCAUAAGUCUUUGAAAAUUAACAGUCGCAUACAACUAUUUUUACACCGUAAAAGACAUCCUCAUUGGCGCCUUUUUUAUUAAUAAAUAAAUACAAUAAAGUAAUAAAUAUAAAUAAA
Monomorium pharaonis (pharaoh ant) is the source of this 2551-nucleotide messenger RNA. RefSeq names its product UDP-glycosyltransferase UGT5-like. The record is from RefSeq and is a predicted model, not a curated record. Gene Ontology annotation, molecular function: UDP-glycosyltransferase activity. The coding region runs from base 827 to 2440 and encodes 537 amino acids. The transcript has 6 exons. NCBI's taxonomy places the organism in Eukaryota, Metazoa, Arthropoda, Insecta, Hymenoptera, Formicidae.